ACAACACACAAUCCCAUUGCCUCUUCCUUAAGCAAACAUUUUCCCAUUCCAAAAACCAUACAUACAUUCAUUCCAUUUCUAUUUACGUAUCUUAAUUCAUUCCGUUAAUCAAAUGUCACAGAAGCCAUCCCGUCGUACAAUUUCAGUUAAUAGGAGAAUCAAACCUCCUCAUCCGUCAUCAUCCACUCCCAGACUUAACCAACAAGUUGUUGUUCGACGAUCAUCGAACAAGCAAUCCAAACUCAUUAAGCGAUGCAACUCUGAGUCUGCUUUGUUGACAUCCCGAAUCUCCAUCGCUGGUGCUGGUCUUGGAGACGAUCAGCGCUACACGACCGCGCCAAGUGAGAGUUGCCUGAUGUUUAGGAGUCGGAUUUCGACGAAUAUAUUCGCGUCGUCUCCAGAGUUGCUGCCGAAUUUUCCUGAAAAAAAUGAGGGCUACAACAAAGAAGCAAAAGUCGCGAUCAAGGUAACGGUUGAGGGAAGGGUUGGACCGAUCCGAGCUUUGGUAAAGUUGGGUUCUAGUGUUGAUGAGACAAUAAAGCUUGUUAUGAACAAAUACAAUGAAGAAAGGAGGUUCCCUAGACUUGAUCAAGAUGACAUGACUUCCUUUGAGCUACACGACUCAUACUUUAGUCUUCAAUGUUUCGAUAAAUCAAAUAUGAUUGGCGAAAUUGGGAGUAGAAGUUUCUAUAUGCGUAAAAGUGUCAGCAACAAUGGAGACAUGUCUUCUAACACCUCUAAUGGUUCUGAGAUUGUUGUGGCCGAGGCAGAGGAAGCUCCAUAUGCAAGUUCAAGUAUUUUCUUUACAAGUUUUAUACAUGAAGGAUUAAGAAAAGUGAUAAAAAGAAUGUGUAAGAUUCGGAGGUUCUUGGGAUGUUUUGGUGGGUGAUUUUAAAGCCAUGCCUAAAACAAUCAUAUGAAGACAACUGUAUGUGCAUGAGUAUAUAAACAUUCGUAUACAUACAAUUGAUGAAUAGUUUACAUAUAUGUACAAUAAAUCAUGAUUGUAAGUGGAAUUGUUUAUAUUUUGUUAACCAAAUAAGGUAAUGUGUUA
Messenger RNA from Helianthus annuus (common sunflower), 1054 nucleotides. RefSeq lists its product as uncharacterized. NCBI's taxonomy places the organism in Eukaryota, Viridiplantae, Streptophyta, Magnoliopsida, Asterales, Asteraceae. The coding region runs from base 113 to 889 and encodes 258 amino acids. The transcript is spliced from 3 exons. The record is from RefSeq and is a predicted model, not a curated record.